AUGCCGGCAGGGCCCGGGGAUCCCACACUCCUGGGCGACCGCGGCGUGGAGACCAGGCUCACCCCCCUCGGGUCUGCCCCGCCUUGCCCCGGCACCCGGGCACGCGGCUCCUUUAAGGACUUCCUGCGCCCGCCCGCUUCCUUUUUCUCGCCCGCCUCGGCCGUCCCGACCCUCCGGGAGCGCGCCUGCGUCACCGCGCAGACCUCGGCCCCGCCCCGGCGCUCGCGCUUCCAGGGUGCGGUCGUCGCCGCGCUGAUCUUCGUCCCCGCGCAGCCCGUGCCAGGGCGAGCCAAUGACUGUGGCGAAUUGGGGCACCUAUUCACCCGCGCAGGGAUCCACGGUGGGCACCUGGAAGCUGCCAUCGACCUGAAGACGGAACUGGAAAGGGCCCUGAGGCGAUCGGGAGAGCUGGACAUCAAGCCUGAGGAGGGGCGCUGGAGGGAGGUGGCAGCCCCAGGGGACAGGGAUGAGGAUGAGGACGAGGAUGAUGGGGACUUUGUCGAGGUCCCAGAGAAGGAGGGGUAUGAGGCCUGCAUCCCCGACCACCUGCGGCCGGAGUAUGGUGAGUGCGGGGGGCUGGGAGGGGCUGGGUGGGGGCUGGAGAAAGACCCAGCUGCACUGGGCUUGCAGGCGAGGAAGAUGGCGAGGAGGGAUGAGGAGGCACGUGACCCCACCUCUGCUGCUGCCCAGCUGCAUCAGCUGCAUGGACGCUUGCCCCCCUCCCCGAGCCCCAGGGCACCUGUGGGACCGGACGAGGCUGGGAAGCUGGCAGCGGAGUGGGCCCGGGCGCCUGUCGUGCCCUUUGGGGUGGACCUGUGUUACUGGGGCCAGGAGCAGCCGAUGACAGGGAGGAUCCUCAAGCGUGACUCUGAGCACCGCUUCUGGAAGCCCAGCGAGGUGGAUGCGGAAGUGGACAGCGCCAGCGUCCCAGAGAUGUCGUGGAACCGCUGCAUCACCUUCGCGGGGAAGUUCGAGCCCGUGCGGCACCAGUGCCGCGCCCCGAGGCCCGACGGCCGGCUCUGCGAGCGCCAGGACCGACUGAAGUGCCCUUUCCAUGGGAAGAUCAUCCCCAGAGACGAGGCGGGCCGGCCCCUCCACCCGGAGGAUAGGGCCUGGGAACAGAGGCAGCAGCUGCGGAGACAGGCAGGGCGUGCAGGUUGGCAGGACCCCGAGUUUAUGAGAGAUGUGGAGGCUGCCACGGGAGUGGACCUUGGCUCGUCUAGGUCCAGCGGGAGAGGCAAGGGCAAGCGGAGGAAGCACCCUGGCCUCACCGACCUGAAGCAGCAGGCCGACACUGCCCGCGCACGCAUCGCCAAGAAGGUGUUUGCUAAAGCCGCUGUGCAGAGGGUGGUCACAGCCAUGAAUCAGAUGGACCGGAAGAAGCACGAGAAGUUUGCAAACCAGUUUAACUAUGCACUGACUUAGAGGGCCAGACUGGGUGUGUGUGGUCCCCUCUGGUCGUCUGCUCUUCUCCCUCGGCCAGGGGACCAGGAUCGGAGCGCAGACACAGGACUGGGCUGUAAGCACAGCCACUGUUGUUAUGUGUGUUUCGUGUGAGGAAAGAGUGUGUAUUC
This is a messenger RNA of Neomonachus schauinslandi (Hawaiian monk seal), 1574 nucleotides long. RefSeq names its product UV stimulated scaffold protein A (gene UVSSA). Gene Ontology annotation, cellular component: chromosome. The transcript has 11 exons. NCBI's taxonomy places the organism in Eukaryota, Metazoa, Chordata, Mammalia, Carnivora, Phocidae. The record is from RefSeq and is a predicted model, not a curated record. The coding region runs from base 1 to 1425 and encodes 474 amino acids. Gene Ontology annotation, molecular function: RNA polymerase II complex binding. Gene Ontology annotation, biological process: response to UV; transcription-coupled nucleotide-excision repair.